Messenger RNA from Pieris napi, 3649 nucleotides. It is a transcript of the gene rdgC, whose product is annotated as serine/threonine-protein phosphatase rdgC. Gene Ontology annotation, molecular function: protein binding; calcium ion binding; iron ion binding. Gene Ontology annotation, biological process: detection of stimulus involved in sensory perception. The coding region runs from base 289 to 2388 and encodes 699 amino acids. The transcript is spliced from 15 exons. The record is from RefSeq and is a predicted model, not a curated record. NCBI's taxonomy places the organism in Eukaryota, Metazoa, Arthropoda, Insecta, Lepidoptera, Pieridae. Gene Ontology annotation, cellular component: nucleus; cytosol.
AAGAGACGGCAGUCGUUCGCGGGACGUCAUACUUGUAAGUGGCGUAGCGUUUCUUAUAUAUCGCUCUGAUUCGGAAAAUUCUAAAGUUAGUAUUACGUGUGAAGUGAGUUUUUUUUAGUUAUUGUUUUCUUCAGUUUGACGAAAACGUACUCCAGCAGUGUGCCAUGACUACAUCGAAUCCCAUUUUUUGAUAGAACAUUAGUAAUCAUUCCUAAAUCACGACAAAAAACACCAAGAUGUGCCCGGAAAAGAAGAGAUAAAAAGUAUAGAAAGGACAGGAGUCCCGUCAUGUUCUCUUUAACGAAGGGCUGUGGUUGCGUCAACUUUGGAGGACGUCGAACACGGUCUAUGGGCGACGACUCUUCAUCCUGUAGAAGUUCAGAAAUCGAACAGGAAUCGCCCAAGAAACUCACGAGGAGAGUCCUAAACGGUGACUGCACCAUGAAAGCGCUCGCCCCCUUUUUGAGGUUCUGGAAGAGAGAUGAGGUCAGCAUGACGAAGGCGGAAAGAACCAUGAAAGCAGCGAUACUAAUACAGCAAUGGUACCGAAGAUAUUUGGCUCGUAUGGAAGUGAGAAGACGAUAUACGUGGACGAUAUUCCAGAGUAUCGAAUAUGCGGGUGAACAGGACCAAGUGAAGUUGUACAACUUUUUCAACGCGCUACUGAGUCAUAUGCGCGACACGACUGGACGGCCGUCAUCUGAGAGGACAUCGCGUACUGCAUCUGUUUUGGAGCAAGUAUUCUCUGAAGAGUCUGACGAGGGAGGCGGCGUUGAUGAGACAGCGCCCCCGAAAUCGGCUCGCGGACCAGAUAUCGAAUUCCCAUUGAAGAGAAAAGAUAUUGACUUGCUGAUUGAAGCGUUCCGAAAGAAAAAGCAUCGUUUGCACCCGAAGCACGUCGCUCAAAUAUUGAAAGAGGCCUCGCAGACUUUGAAAAGGUUGCCCAAUAUCAAUGUUGCUACCACCUCGAUAUCCAGUCAGAUCACAAUCUGUGGCGAUUUGCAUGGAAAACUGGAUGACUUGCUGGUUAUAUUCCAUAAGAAUGGUCUACCAUCUCCUGAAAAUCCAUAUAUUUUCAACGGUGACUUCGUGGAUAGGGGAAAGAAGAGUUUGGAAGUACUGCUCCUGCUUUUGUCAUGUAUGUUGGCAUUUCCUGGAGGAGUUUACCUCAAUCGGGGUAAUCAUGAAGAUCUCAUUAUGAAUGCCAGAUACGGCUUCAUAAGAGAAGUUCAUCAGAAAUAUAAGCACAACGCCGAGCGACUCCUCAAACUAAUUGAGAACGUGUACCGCUGGCUGCCGCUGGGAACCAUUAUCAACAAUCGUGUGUUUGUAGUCCACGGAGGAAUCUCUGAUACCACAGAUCUGGAUAUGGUGAAGAGCCUUGAACGUGAUAAGUACGCGUCAUUGCUGCGACCACCAGUGGCUGAGGGCGCGGCUCCAGGUGCCGAAACCAUUGACAAGGUGGAGUGGAAGCAGGUGUUCGACAUUUUGUGGUCGGAUCCGCAAACAACGGGCGGGUGUGUUGCCAACGCUCUCCGCGGUGCUGGGACAUACUUCGGUCCAGAUGUGACGGUCAGUUUUCUGCAGAAGAAUAAAUUGAGCUUCAUCGUCCGGAGCCAUGAAUGCAAGCCAGGAGGAUACGAGUUGCUGCACGAUGGAAACGUAAUAACAAUAUUCUCAGCAUCGAACUAUUACGAGAUAGGUUCAAACAAGGGCGCAUAUUUGAAGCUAUGCGGCAAUUCUUUGGAGCGACAAUUCGUGCAAUACACCGCGGCUGUAUCGCGCACACGGCGGUUGACAUUCAGGCAGAGGGUUGGACUUGUGGAAUCCUCUGCUAUGCGUGAGCUUCAUAGUCAUAUUGUGAUGGCGCGACGGCAGUUGGAGGGCACCUUCCGAAGUAUGGAUCCGGAGAAUUGUGGUUUCAUAACCAUAAGCGACUGGUGCACCGCAAUGGAGGAGACAACGCAUUUAGGACUUCCGUGGCGGAUGUUGAAAGAUAAACUUGUGCGGACCGAUCCAGAGACAAGACGAGUGAGAUACAUGGACACAUUUGAUUUGUCUGCUAAUAAAUUCGGUCGCAAAUCUGAUACGCAAACAGUCGCCGAAACUCUUUAUAAGAACAAGCAAAGUCUGGAAACAAUAUUCAAGAUUUUGGACAAAGAUAACUCAGGCUACAUAACGCUGGAAGAAUUUUCCGAGGCGUGCCAACUGAUCGGAAAAUACAUGCCAAAUCCAUUAACCCAAGAGCAGCUGGUCGACAUCUGCCGCUUAAUGGACAUCAAUAAGGACGGUUUGGUUGAUCUCAACGAGUUUUUGGAGAGCUUCAGACUUGCGGAUAAGAAUCUGCACGAGGAGGACCUGGUGCUGGCUGAAAUGCAGGCCACCUGACAAGAGCUAGACCGCUAUCCCAGCAGGACAGCGGUCGAUAAAGACGAAAUUGGUGUUGAAAUCGAAUUACUGAGAAUGAACGACGACUACAACGCUGGAAAUGGACACGGUUCGAGGGAGCCGGAGGAAAUUGCGCUUAUUGAACGACGACCCGGACUGUUAGAAAGUGAUAUGUGAGCUAAGAUGGUAAAUGAAGCAACUAAUAGGUACACUAUCCCCUGUAAUGAUAAAAACAGAAAGUAAUUACGCUCCCCAGUACCAGCUCCUUCGACUUGACCUUAUUCAAGUAAGAGUGGUUCGAAUCGUUGACGACGAAUCUCUUUCCGAGCGGCUAGAUCCCUUGGCGUUGCGUAGAGAUGUGUGGUCACUCUGCAUCUUCUACCGCAUUUACCAUGAAAAGUUUUCUGAGAGAAGAGAAGGGCGAACCAAUUCUUAAAAGGCCGGCAACGCAAGCCCUCUGGCAUUGCAUUGAGUGUCCAUGGGUCGAGUAUCAUUUUACAUCAGGUGAGCCUUCUGCCGGUUUGCCCCCGUUUUAUAAAAAAACGCUGUGAAAACGGAAUUAUAUUGCUUUAAUGAUUAGAUAACCUAUAUUAGUCCCAUAUAAAAAGAUUGAAGCUAUACAAGUAGCAGAUUACACUGUUCACCAAUCGACUUUCAUUCUAUGUGCGCAUUUAACAUUCACUCGACGUUGAAUAAAAACAUUGUGAGGAGACCGGCUUGCCUUAGACUCAAAACUCGGCGUGUAUCAAGCACAGGUGGUUGAUCACCUACUUGCCUAUUAGAUUGACAGUGAUCAUGAAACAGAUACAGGAGUCUGAGGCCCAGACCUAAAACGAUUUAAAAUCAUCAAAACCAUCGCCGCUAUAUUAGUGCCAGAAACAUUAAAUAACAAUGGGGUAGCGUUAUCUUAGGUUGCUUCAUUUCAAAAUGGAUAAACUACUUAAAAUCUUAAUUAUUGUAAUAAUUUAGUUCAAUUCUAGAUUCGAUAAUGAUAGCUAGAUUACGCUGCAGUUCCUUGGCAGAUGCGAGUAGAUUGUAGGCAGAAGUUUGUCAUCUGACGUUAACAUUGCUCUGUAUCCUCUAAGUAGUUCUUGCAAAUCCGUAGCGCUGACGGUCUAAACUUGGGAUCAGUUAAAGUAUCUUCUUUAUCGUAUUCUUCCGUAGUGCCUGUCUUGAAUUCUAACCGAUACGCCAACUUACUGCCUUCACACCACUCUUUCCUCAGCUUCUCUCAGUGCAUUAAUGAUGUUGAGAGCCAAGG